This is a messenger RNA of Alligator mississippiensis (American alligator), 2904 nucleotides long. RefSeq names its product proline rich transmembrane protein 3 (gene PRRT3). The coding region runs from base 678 to 2855 and encodes 725 amino acids. The record is from RefSeq and is a predicted model, not a curated record. The transcript has 3 exons. Lineage: Eukaryota; Metazoa; Chordata; Crocodylia; Alligatoridae.
UGCGGGUGCCAGUUGUGGGGCCAGGCCCAGUCACGAUGGUGCUGGCCGAGGUAACCCCGUCCUGGCUCCACCUGCAGUUCGCCUCGGGCCAGCCGGGCCCGGCCCCGGGCCCUGAGGAGGCAGGUGCUGGGUGCCGGGGCUCUGGGCCUUGCCUCUGCCUGGAGCAGGGCCGCCUCCCUGCCCCGUUAAAGCCACCCGGCCCGGCCCGGCCCGGCCCGCGCUAAUCCCGCGGCCCCGUGUGCCGGCGGGGUCCAGCGCUGCGGGGCAUCCCGCACCAGCCGGGCCGGGGAGGCGCGGGCCAGGCGGGGCGCAGCUCGGAGGGGCCAAGCCCUGCCGGUGUCCCUCACCCGCGGCCCUGACCCUCCGCCGCGGGCUGCCGGAGCCGGGGGCAGGGCGCGGGCCGCGGCGCCGCUCAGGUUGCAGCCCACGUGGGCCGGUAAUCCGGCGGCUGCGGUGCGGCUGCUCGGCGCGGCGCGGCGCGUGACCGGGUUCCUGCCGCCGCAGCGCCGCGCUGGCCCCGCCGCUCCCGGCGCGGCCCGGCCCGGCGCCGCCAGGUGAGGGAUGCGCGGGGCGGGCGGGCGAGAGGCUCCCGCCGCGCCGGGCUGUCCCCGCGGGCCGAUCCCGCACCCGCACCCAGGCGGCCUCUCCUUCCCGCAGGCUGUAGCGCGGGGCUCGCCAUGGCCGCGGCGCGGCUCCUGGCCUGGGGCCUGCUGCUGCCCGCCCUGGUGCAGCCCGGCCCGCCCGCCGCCCCGCUCGGCUCCAGCGGCGCCGGCGAGCCCGAGGCCGAGCCCGAGGCCGAGGCCAAGGAGCGGGUGACGGCCCCGGCGGGGGGCUCCGCCCUCUGGGCCCCGCUCCUGGGCGCCGCAGACUCCCGGCAAGCGCGGGAGGCGCGCCCGGGCAUCGCCAGCCCCUGGACAGAGACCCCGCGGGCCGUGGACCGCAGCCCGGCCGCAGCGCGGACCCCGACCCCGCGGCCCAGCGUGUCCACCGUGGCCCUACGGGGGCCGCCGCGAGGAGCCGAGGGCACGUCCCCCGCGCCGCACGGGGCUGGCGCGGGACUCGACUCGCACGCGGAUCUGGCACCGACAUCGGCCUGGACAGAGGGGCCCCUCGCCCGCCCGCGCAGCACCCGGGGGGCCCCGGCCCGCAACGCCACGGCCACGCCAGCGCCCGCGCCCGCGCCCGCGCCGGGAGCCACCUCCGCGGGGCAGCCCCACGCUCGGCCCAGCCCCGACACCCGCCCGGCCACGCCGGACCCCGCGCCAACCGGCUCAGGCUCAGCCGCCCCCGCGCCUCCCCUCCCAGGCACCGGCACGACCACGGCGACAGCCGAGGACAUUGGCUCCCCGCAGCGCGUUCGCGGCGCCGUGGGCCCGAGACUCCCCGCGAACGCCACGGCCACGCCGGCUGCAGACGUCACGCCGGGGACCCCGCGCGCAGGCCCCAGCCCCGCGCCGCCGCGCAGCACCCCGCGCCGGGGCCUGAUCCGCGUGAGCACGCAGCGGGCGCUGCCGCCGCCCCCCGACCGGGACCGGGACCGGGACUGGGACCAGGACCGGGACCCGGGCCGCGCCCGGCCCGGCCCCACCUCGGCGCCGCCCAACGCCACGCGGCCGCGCUGGGCCGAGCUGCCCCCGGCGCUGCGCCUGGCCUGGGCGCUGCACGUCUACGGCGCCGGCGCCCUCUUCGCGCUGCUCAGCCUGGGCGCGCUGGCGGGGCUGGCGGCGGUCCGCGCCCUGCGCCCCCCGCACCUGCGCUGCGUGGCGGCGGCACACGCGCUGCUGCUGGGCGCGGGGCUGCUCCGCGCCGCCUUCCUGCUGCUGCUGCUGGCCGCGCCGCACGGCCGCCCGCCGCCCCGCGCCCUGCUGCUGCUGCACGCCGCGCCGCUGCCGCUGCUGCUGGGCGCCCUGGCCGCGCUGCUGCUGCGCUCCGCGCCGCCGGCCGCGCCGGGCCUGGCCGCGCUGCUGGGCGCGCUGUGCGGGGCCGCGCUGCUGGGCGCCGAGCUGCUGGGCGCGGGGCUGGGCGCGCUGUGCGGGGCCGCGCUGCUGCUGGCCGGGCUGGCGGCCUGCUGGCGCCGGCGGCUGCGGGCGCUGGCGGGCUGCGCCGCGCUGGGGCUGCCGUGCUGCGCGCUGCAGGCGUGCGGGGCGCUGUGGCUGUGCGGGGCGCCGGCCGCGCCCGCGCCCGCACCCGCCUGGGCCUGGGGCGGCUGGGCCGCGCAACUGGGGCUGUGCGCCUGCGAGCUGGCGCUGGCCGGGGCGCUGCUGGCGCUGGCGGCGCGGGCGUGCGGGGCGGCGGAGCACGCCUGCUGGGCCAAGGCCGCGCGCUACCUGUGCGCCCCGCGCAAGGCCGCGGCGCCGCUGGGCCCCUGCCAGCCGCAGCCCCUGCCCGAGCCCGGCCCCGGGCCCGGGCCCCGGCCCAGCCCCCGCGCCAGCCUGAGCGAGCUGGAGCUGCGCCCGCCGUCGCCCAUCAGCCUGAGCCGCAGCAUCGACGAGGCGCUCUGCCGCCGCCACCUGCUGCGCCGCCGCCUCUUCCCGUCGCCGCCGGGCCGCCCCGCCCGCCGCCGCAGCCUCCCCGAGGCCGAGCCACGGCCCGGCGGCUCCCCGCGCUCCGCGCCCCGCAGCGCCUCGCUGGGCGGCAGCUCCCUGGGCAGCCUCUCGCGGGGCUCGCUGCAGAUCAGCUGGGACCCCUGGCGCCACGGCCGGGCCUCGCUGGAGAGCCUGGCGCCCCGCGCCCCGCACCCCGCGCAGCCCCCGCGCGGCCCCGACGAGGCGGAGCGCGAGGCCCGGCGCAGCUUCGUGGCGCUGAGCCGGCGGGUGGACUCGCACAGCCUCUCCAGCGACACCAUCGAGCUGUGACCGGGCCGGCCCGGCCCCUGUGCCAAGCGACAAUAAACCCUGUCCCGCA